Messenger RNA from Colletotrichum abscissum, 219 nucleotides. RefSeq lists its product as uncharacterized. Lineage: Eukaryota; Fungi; Ascomycota; Sordariomycetes; Glomerellales; Glomerellaceae. The transcript has a single exon. Bases 1 to 219 code for a protein of 72 amino acids. The record is from RefSeq and is a predicted model, not a curated record.
AUGUCGCCAAGGAGUAGGAUGGCAGUGAUGAUGCUGGUGAUGUUCUCUUCCUUCCUCUCCUCGACGGCGAACUUGCCCAGCCUUAUAUGCAUCCAACCUCCGUCUCAGGCCGGGCAGGUAUGCAGGCCAUCUGCAAGACUGGACCAUCACAUUUGGAAAACACUCACUGGGUACAAUAGCAAAAAGAAACAAACACGGCAUCCAUGCUGUAAGCUGUAA